This is a messenger RNA of Diospyros lotus (date-plum), 2744 nucleotides long. Its product is annotated as AP2-like ethylene-responsive transcription factor ANT. Lineage: Eukaryota; Viridiplantae; Streptophyta; Magnoliopsida; Ericales; Ebenaceae. The coding region runs from base 798 to 2492 and encodes 564 amino acids. The transcript is spliced from 9 exons. Gene Ontology annotation, biological process: regulation of DNA-templated transcription. The record is from RefSeq and is a predicted model, not a curated record. Gene Ontology annotation, molecular function: DNA-binding transcription factor activity; DNA binding.
AGCCCAUCGCAGUCCCACUGCUUGUGAAGUGACAACUUAUAAAUAAAUUAAGCCUUCCCCGUGAACCCCUAUACGGUUCUAUCCAAUCUGCAACAUAAUCAUCUACGUCCAACCAGGCUCUCCUGCCCUAACCAAAAGCCUGAACACUGGAAACAGCUCAAGCCCACUUCAUUAAUGGUUACAUCAUAUCAUAUUUAUAUGGCUGCCUGUCGAUCUCAAGACUUCCAGAGUGAAUUCGGGUCUUCCCCAAGAGUUUCUUUUCUACGGGUUUCCUUGUUUCAGCAGGAUGAAGUCCUUUUGAUCUCUUUAUGAUUGUUGCAUCUGAUCUGGGGUGAGUAAUAGAGGAAUAUACAUGUGUAUAUUUGGGAUAUAUGCGUACAUGAACGUCUAAAGGGAGAAAUUAAAGGAAAAGAAAAGGGGCGGAGUGGAAAAGCAAAAGAAGAGGUCUUUCUCAAGCACGGAUCCCUAUGGAAUGCAGGAAGAAUGCCCAGCAUCGCUCGCUGGAACUCAUUCUUUUUGCUUAGUUUAAAGGCACUAGCUUUGUUCUCUUUAGAAAUCUUCUGAGAGAGAGAGAGAGCCUUUGUUCUCUUUAGCCGUUCAGUGAGCUUGGAUUUUGUUCAGAUGGUUCGUAGAUUUUCUGCUGCCUGAGCUCUGCAGCUACAAUACAAAAGGACCCAGUUCAAAGAUGGAGGAUAUGCUAAGCCUUGUUUGUGUAUGUAUGAUGAUUAAUUUAUUUGUUUCCCAAUGAUUGAGUUGCCCUAGCUUGUGAGUGGGGAAGAAGAUUCAAAGCAAAGAAAAUGAAGUCCAUGAGUAGUAAUGAUAACACCACCGGCGACAACACCAACUUGGCCUUCUCCCUAUCCUCAUCUGACAUGAACAUGGAGGCUCCUCCCUCCAGUGUUGUUUCCAGUGCCUAUCCAACUAGUUUUUUCCAGGCGCCAGCUCAUUUCAGCUACUCUGGAGCUUGCUAUGCAGCUGAAAAUGGCGGGUUUUACUCUCCCUUGGCUGUGAUGCCACUCAAAUCUGAUGGCUCACUGUGUAUCAUGGAAGCUUUCUCCAGGUCACAGCCUGCAGGAAUGGUGACAACUUCAAGUACUCCAAAGCUAGAGAAUUUCUUUGGUGGUGCAGCUAUGGGGAGCCAAGAUUAUGAGGGCAGUGAGAGAGAAGCCAUGGCUCUGAGCUUGGACAGCAUCUACUACCACCAAAACCCAGAUCAAGAAACCAACAGCCAGGACUUUCAAGUCCAGCAAUACUCAGAUUUCUCUGCAUUUAGAGGCCAUGAGGUUUACCAAACACAUCUUGCCCAGCAAGCCAAGGAAACCCAGUUUGCAAACUGCAGCCUCCAGCUCCCGACAAUGGCGGAAGAUGCAAUCCCUGGGAUGAAGAACUGGGUUUCAAUGGGGGAGAAUGGGGGAGAAACUGGGCCAAUGAACUCAAUGGGCUAUGGAGACUUACAGUCCCUAAGCUUGUCCAUGAGCCCUGGGUCCCAGUCAAGCUGUGUUACUGUCACGCAGCAAAUCUCACCGACUGUAACCGAGUCCGUAGCCAUUGAAACCAAAAAAAGAGGGUCCGAGAAGAAUCAUCACAAGCAGAUUGUUCAUAGAAAGUCAAUAGAUACAUUUGGGCAGAGAACUUCCCAAUAUAGAGGUGUUACAAGGCAUAGAUGGACUGGUAGAUAUGAAGCUCAUCUCUGGGAUAAUAGCUGCAAGAAAGAGGGCCAAAGCAGGAAAGGAAGGCAAGUUUAUCUGGGGGGCUAUGAUAUGGAAGAAAAAGCUGCAAGGUCUUAUGAUUUGGCUGCUCUGAAAUACUGGGGACCUUCUACUCAUAUCAAUUUUCCGCUGGACAACUAUAGACAGGAAGUGGAAGAAAUGAAGAACAUGACUAGACAAGAAUAUGUUGCUCAUUUGAGAAGAAAAAGCAGUGGCUUCUCUAGGGGAGCGUCAAUUUACAGAGGAGUCACAAGACAUCAUCAACAUGGGCGAUGGCAAGCCCGGAUUGGCAGAGUUGCAGGAAACAAAGACCUCUAUCUAGGGACAUUCAGCACCCAGGAGGAAGCUGCCGAGGCCUACGACAUCGCGGCUAUAAAGUUCCGUGGGGUUAAUGCCGUGACAAACUUCGACAUAUCGAGGUACGAUGUAGAGCGGAUAAUGGCAAGCAGCUCCCUUCUAGCCGGAGAACUUGCCCGGCGAAACAAGGACAUAGAUUCCGGCAAAGAGCUCCCCAGUAACGGGGAAGCAAGUGAUCCAAAGGACAACAAUGGAGACCCUGCCAACAUGGUGAGCCACUUGUUGAUGAGCAGCUCUAGAGAUGGAAGCCCCGAAAAACACAACAGCCUGCCGCUGCAAUUUCAAGUUCCGCCACUAAUGGCGUCCAAGUUUGUCACCAGUGGAACCAGUACUGUCAAUUCUUGGAUCUCAUCAUCAGCUCCGCUGAGGCCUCAAAUUCCCAUGCCCCACGUGCCACCCUUUUCUGCAUGGACAGAUACAUCAUGACAUAGAUUUCCCGGGAAUUGUUGGAACUGCUUUUUUUCCAGGGAGCCAAACAGUAAGGUGGGGAGAAAGGAAAAGAAAGUGUUGGUUUCAAUUCGUAUCUGAAUUAGUGGCUGGAAUUCUUGUAAAAUGGGGCUUCAGAAUUUUCAAAACUCUGUCCUCUGGUAGCCCCAGCUGAAUCAAAGAUCUUGUAAGAAUUAAUUAAUUUGGUGGAGGGAAGGUUUAAAAAGAAAAUAGCGCUUCGAGUUCUAUGAC